This is a messenger RNA of Colletotrichum chrysophilum, 2100 nucleotides long. RefSeq lists its product as uncharacterized. The record is from RefSeq and is a predicted model, not a curated record. The transcript has a single exon. NCBI's taxonomy places the organism in Eukaryota, Fungi, Ascomycota, Sordariomycetes, Glomerellales, Glomerellaceae. Gene Ontology annotation, molecular function: fatty acid binding; FAD binding; acyl-CoA oxidase activity. Gene Ontology annotation, biological process: fatty acid beta-oxidation using acyl-CoA oxidase; lipid homeostasis. Bases 1 to 2100 code for a protein of 699 amino acids. Gene Ontology annotation, cellular component: peroxisome.
AUGCCGAAUACCCCGGAUUGGGUCAAGAAGCUCCAGCCCUCUGGGCCCCAGGGCACAGAGCUCCUGGCUCAGGAGAGGGCAAAGUCCAACCUCAAUGUCGACCAGCUCGCCACUUUCAUGUUCACCAACGAGGCUCUCGAGCGUAACGAGAGGAUACUGAACAUCCUCAAGGCCGAUCCCGUUUUCGACAAGACGCAAAACUACUUCCGAGGCCGCGAGAGCCGCAUUGAGGCUUCGCUGGCAAGAGGAAAGAGGCUAUUCCAAUUGAACAAGCAGCACAACUGGUCCCGCGACGAAUACCAGGUUGCCAAUGAGCUCAUCAGCGAGCCCACGCCUUAUGGCCUGCACGCCAGCAUGUUCCUCGUUACCCUCCGCGAGCAGGGUACUCCGGAGCAGCACAAGAUUUUCCUCGAGCCUGCCGAAAACUACGAGAUCAUCGGAUGCUAUGCUCAGACCGAGCUCGGCCAUGGCUCCAACGUCCGCGGCUUGGAGACAACGGCAACAUGGGACCCUGCCGACAAGACCUUUGUCAUGCAUUCCCCCCACCUGACAGCCUCCAAAUGGUGGAUUGGCUCUCUCGGAAAGAUGGCUACCCACGCUGUGGUCAUGGCCCAGCUAAUCAUCAACGGCAAAGCCCUCGGCCCUCACCCAUUCGUUGUUCCUAUUAGGGACAAGAACAGCCACGAGCCUCUACCGAAUGUGCACGUCGGCGAUAUCGGCCCCAAGUUUGGCUACAACACAAUGGAUAAUGGAUUUCUGUUGCUGAACAACGUCAAGAUCCCACACAACCACAUGCUUGCCCGCUUCUCGUCCGUCGACCCGCAGACAAGCAAGUACAGUAGGCCCGCGAACCCAUCUCUGGUUUAUGGCACUCUCACUUGGGUGCGCUCGAACAUCGUUCUCCAAGCAGGCUCCGUUCUGGCUAAAGGCGUUACCAUUGCCACCCGCUACUGUGCUGUUCGCCGGCAAUUCCAAGACCGAGACGCACCUGCGAACGAACCUGGUGAGAACCAGGUCCUCAACUACACCAUGGUACAGAUCCGACUGCUGCCACUUCUCGCCGCGACAUUCGCGCUGCACUUCACCGGUCGCGGUAUGAUCAACUUGUACAACGAAAACCAGAAGCGCAUGAAGGCCGAUGCCGGCAAGCUCAGCGAUUCUACCCGCAACCCGGGCCCUGAAGAGCUGAACCCCGGAACGGAUUUGCUUGCCGACCUGCAUGCCACAUCUUGUGCCCUGAAGGCAUAUGGCUCAACCGUUGCGGGCGAGGGCCUCGAAGUCUGCCGUCGUGCCUGUGGCGGUCACGGCUACUCAUCUUUCAGCGGCAUCGGCAGCUGGUACGCUGACUAUCUCCCAACACUGACCUGGGAGGGCGACAACUACAUGCUCACGCAGCAAGUGUCUCGUUACUUGCUGAAGUCAGCACGUGCGGUACUCAAGGGUAAGCCUGGAAACAACGAUACCACAAGAAUCCUUACCGAGUUCCUGCGCCGCCGCGACAUCGGUGCGGCUUUCGACGUGCUAGGCUCUGACGAGGACCUGGUCUCAGCAUUUGCCUGGCGUGUCUCGUUCCUCACUUUCGAGGCUCUUCGCCACAGAGAUGAGGACAAGCAAUCCUGGAACAGUUUGCUCGUUGACUUCUGGCGCCUUAGCACCGCACACGCUCAGUACAUGGUGGUUAAGAACUUUCACCAGGCGCUUAACGACAAGUCUACUACCGAUCAGCUGGACAAGGAUACCGUUGGGCUUCUGCACAAGCUGUUCAGAUUGUAUGCCCUGACAACCCUCGAGCGUGAGGCGAGUGAGUUCUACAGCUCGGCGGCUGUGACCGUCCGCCAGAUCACCCUUGCGAGAACCAAGGCUGUAAUGACCUUGCUUGAGGAGAUCAGACCUCAUGCCGUGCGGUUGGUCGACGCGUGGAAGUUCGACGAUUGGGUACUUGACAGCAGUCUUGGCAGAUUUGAUGGAAAGGUUUACGAGGACAUGUUCAAACGGGCCAGCGAGGAUAACCCGUUGAACAGCGUCACCUUUGACCCUUACCCGAACAGCAAGGUGCUGUUCAAGAAGGACGAGAGAAAGAACCUGAGAAGCAAGUUGUAA